Messenger RNA from Chlorella variabilis, 702 nucleotides. RefSeq lists its product as hypothetical. The record is from RefSeq and is a predicted model, not a curated record. NCBI's taxonomy places the organism in Eukaryota, Viridiplantae, Chlorophyta, Trebouxiophyceae, Chlorellales, Chlorellaceae. The transcript is spliced from 5 exons. Bases 1 to 702 code for a protein of 233 amino acids.
AUGCAGGUGCAGGCACAGAUCAGCGGCUUUGCUGGCAGCCUGCGCGGCACCGCGGUGCAGCAGCGCGCCGCGGGCGGCAGCCGCGCCGCCGCGCCGCAGCUGGUGGUGCGCGCCGCGGGCACGCAGACAGCCACCAAGCGCCUCAAGGUGGCGCCCAAGCCCGCGCCGCCGCCGCCGCGCAAAACUGUGGCCGGCACCAAGAAGAUCAAGGCCACCGUGAGCGGCACCGGCACCAAGAAGGUGGGCGGCACCAAGACGGUGGGCGGCACCAAGGCCGUCAAGGCCAUUGAGGUCUUCUCCUCCGAGAAGACUUUCCGCCAGAAGCAGGACACCACGCGCGCCGCGCCCAAGGUCCUCAGCCGCAUCCAGCAGCUCAAGCUGCUGUCCAAGCUGGAGCAGAGCGGGCUGCUGAGCCUGGCGGAGAAGAACGGCGUGACGCUGUCCAAGCUGGAGCAGAGCGGGCUGCUGUCGGCGGCGGAGAGCCUGGGCGUGGUGUCGCUCCUGGGCGACCGCAACUUCCCCGGCACCCUCUAUGCCCUGGCCACCGCCCUGCUGGUGGCGGGCCCCGCCUCAGUCUACUUCCUGCCCGACGACUCCACCGCCCUGGUGGCGGUGCAGGCGGUCAUUGCCCUGUCCUGCAUCGCGGGCGGCAGCGCGGCCUGGGGCGGCGCCACCCUGCUCUCCAGCCUGCAGAAGUCGUGA